GAGCGAGUCUAUGGAGGUCUGCCGCUCCUUCAAAUUGUGCUCGGAUUGUACUUUAUUUAGAAGAUUAUUGAAUAUCCUAACACGGUGUUUACUUAGUGGACGGUAGCUGUAGCUGUAGGCCGUUUUCUCUGAAAAUAUUAUACCAACACUGAUAAUAUUUGCAUUUAAAAUAUAUAUGAGAGAAUGGAUAAAUUGAUAUUGUAAAAGCUGGGUUUGUUUACACAAGAUUAUUCACUCAGAAUAUAAUAAUAGGCCUAUUUGUAUUGUAACCUAUUACCCGUUUGAUAUCUUAAAAAGAAAAAAAAAAGCCUAUUAAUAUAUUAGUUGCCUUGUACUGACAGAUUACUGUGCUGCAAAAAUGGGAGUAAACAGAAAAUCUUUAAUGUUUCUGUUUAAUUAAUAUUUUAAUUAUUCGUGUAAAAAUGUGCAACAGUUAGAUUACAGCCUACAAGUAAAGUAGGGACAUAUUACUGUUUACAGAAAAUGCCAAACAAGCACAUUUUGCAUCACAAUGUACCACAUUGAAUUGGCUUCUAUUUUUUCACCAUAAAUUGAACCCCAGUAUUCUGACAGCACAUGAACGCACCAACAGACUGUUUAAUUGUGUGUGAAAAUGAUCUCAUGAAUGAGACAGAGUCACAGUAAACAUAAUGUUCUCAUUAGGGUGACAUUUAUGUAUCUGUACAAUCCAUUUAGCUGCUUCUCAAUAGUGCUAUUCAUAUUUUAAAGGGUAUUUUAUCAUGUCAGUGUGCAUCUAUUCACGUGCCCUUAUCUCAAAUACAUCUUAGGCUACUAUAAAGUGAUUCAUUUUCCCCUUUCUUUGUCCUGCUAAAUUCAUUCAUAUGUUACUUCUCCAUGCAAUAACAUCUGUUCCAUAUUUACAUUACAGGUGCUUUUACUUUGGUUACACUUGUCCUUUCAUGGAGCUAAUUGCUGAUUUCCUGAACAAUCCACAUGGUUUAAAACUACAACAAAGAUCUUGCCAUGCUGCUUUACAGAGCAUCAAUCAGAAAGGAAUAUCUGUCCUUAAAGAGCAGCUGCUUGCCGUAACUUUCUGUGAUGGGUCUCUGGCCACUAUGAGCUACAGGGGGAGCUCCAAUAUAAGAUGUGUUUCAGAUGUGCAGUCUUCCAACAAAGCACUAUACUGCAGAAAAUACAUUCACAUUUAGCCCAACCCCAGAGUAAAAGGUUUAAAAGGUUAACUUGAAAGCACAUUUUGUACAAACCUACAGAUUAAUGGGCACAUUGCCUUAACUUUUUCAACAGUGGACUUUUGCUGCUGAAUCAGAGCUUGGAUAACAGUUUGAAUUUAACAUAAUGUCAGGCUGGGGAAUAAAAUAUAACCAACAAACGUUGCAUUUCAAUAACCCAGACCUUAACAGUGAACAUCAGAAUAAAAUCAUUUGAAUUAAAUCUAAUUAUUUGAAAUUACAGUAGGCUAUAUAGUAAAUACAGUUAUUAUUAAAUAUUAACAUUGAAUUAACAUUUUAAACUUUUUAAGAAGCCCUCACAAAAUGUAGAAUUAUUCCUCCGACUGUGUAAUAUUAGAAUAGAGAUUGGUUGUGUACCUGUGUGUAUGGUUGACUCUACAUGAACACAAUAUUACAUACAGGCAUAACAUCUUUUAAAAACUGAACUCUAAAUAUUGCUGCUUCAAUCAGAGCCUGCACGCCCUGUUCUCAAUCAUCCAAUUAGUGUAGCGAGGACUGGUUAAAUCCCAACAGGAAGAACUUGGACCGGUUUCAUGGGUCCAGGAUGGAGGGGUUCCUGUCCACGUUUCCACAGUACAAUGUCUGCGCUCUCCCACCUCAGGACGGCAGCUGGGGUAAGAGAGAGGGCCGCUUCAUCACCCCCCAGGGCCUCAACUACCUGGAGCUCUGCAAGGCCAUCAUAUCCCAGGUCAACCCCAGUUUAGCCUCUCCACUCAAGAAGGCAAACACCAAAGAGUGCGGCGUGCAAGUGAACGCCAAAGUGGAUAAAAUAGUCCAGUGCUCGCUGGGUCCCAAGACGCUGUUCUGCUCGGAGGGGGACCAGCAUGCGUCCCCGAAGACCCCGAAGAGUCCGGAUCUGUUGAAGCAGGAGUGGAAGGCGCCGUGCCACACACCGCCGGUGAGCACCCUGCGCUUCCUGAGGCCCGUUUCCAUCUACUCGCCGGUGUUUGACCGCAGGAUCCACCUGAGGAAGCUCUGCGACGAUGAGGGGGGAAGCGAAGGAGAGGCUGAAGGCGUUGAACAAGCCGAGUCCGACAAGGAUGCUGAGGAUCACAGUGGUGAGGACACAGAGGGGGACCUCAAGACGACCUUUCACCGUUCUUCAAAGGGGUCAAACUUUCAGUUCCUGGAGCAGAGGUAUGGCUUUUUCCACUGCAAAAAGUGCAACAUCCGGUGGGAGAGUGCUUAUGUGUGGUGCAUCUCUGGAACCAGUAAGGUGUACUACAAGCAGCUCUGCCGGAAGUGUCAGGUAGGGUUUAACCCCUACAGAGUGGAGUCCAUCCUCUGCAAGGGUUGCUCUCAGACUUGCUGCAGCUGUGAGAAGAAACUGAGGCACAUUAACAUGAAGAGGCCUCACCGCCAGGACCUGUGUUGUCGCUGCAAAGGCAUGAGGCUGUCCUGUGACGCCACCUACAGCUUCAAAUACAUUGUCUGAGCUGCCUCUGAUCUGGAAUCACCCAUUCCUCAUUUAGAUUACUUGUCAGCAGACGUCUAGUAUCUGUACAUGUCACAAAUGGAAGUUGCCUCCAGUAACGGACUUGAAGAAAUUAAUUUAUUCUCCUGCCAGCGAGUAGAUUAAUCUCUGCUUUGGUUGUUUUAUUUGAAGCAACUUCCCUAAAAGGCUGUCAUUUGUGUCCCCUCAUGAGUCCUGGUGCUUAACUAUGAAAAUUAUUUUGGUAAAAAAGAGAAAAUGAAAUAAACUAUUGCAUUUCAAAA
Molecule: messenger RNA, 2927 nt
Organism: Dicentrarchus labrax (European seabass)
Lineage: Eukaryota; Metazoa; Chordata; Actinopteri; Moronidae
Gene: zar1l
Product: zygote arrest 1-like
Exons: 4
Coding region: 1756-2646 (296 amino acids)
Biological process (GO): translation
Cellular component (GO): cytoplasm
Molecular function (GO): mRNA base-pairing post-transcriptional repressor activity
Source: RefSeq, a predicted model, not a curated record